Messenger RNA from Paramecium sonneborni, 810 nucleotides. NCBI's taxonomy places the organism in Eukaryota, Ciliophora, Oligohymenophorea, Peniculida, Parameciidae. The record is from the annotation of a GenBank genome assembly.
AUUUUUUCUAAUGGAUAAAAUCAAGAAACUCAACUUAGAUUCUGAAUAAUUUUAAAUAGAUCAUUUGAGACCUAUUCCAUCACUUCUAAAUGGGAGUAGAUUGUAUUGGAAUGAGAUUAGCAUGCUUAAUAAUUUAUAAUGGAAUUAUACACUUUAAAUAAAUAGUGAUAAAUUGAGUUAGGUAAAGGAAAUUAUAUAGAAAGCUUGUCGCACUUAAGUUAGUGAUUAAGAAUACAAGGUACAAAAAAAAUCUUUACUAUAGUUGAUUUAAGACUUUUUAGAAAACGAUGAAUAUUUAUUAAAGAAUUGUGGAUUUACAACAUCAAGAUUACCAGAUAUUAUAGAAAAUAAUGCAAAUAUAGUCCUCUUUUUCUUAUAGAAAAAUGUGAAAUCUUAAGAUUUCUAAGAGUAAAACAUUUAAUUAUUUAAGUUAUUUGGAUGUUUUUAUUACUAUUGAUGUUACUCCUGCUACGAUUGAAUUAAUUGCUAUGAUAAAUUAUUAAAUGAAAAUACCUCCUGAUUUCCUAACAUAUUACGUGCAUUAUUGUAUAUAAUAUUGUAAUAAUAUAAAAGUAUAUAAUAUUAUAAAAUCAUAUAGGAAAAAUAAACAUAAACCAAAAUAGUUAAAUAUGUCAGUAUAUUUAUUCGACACUUUUUAAAAACAAAAGCAAUAGCUAUCAAAGAUCUUCUAACAGAAGUAAGGUUUUUAUAUUACAGAAGCUGCAAGCAUUUUGCAUAGAAUUUACCAGAGUUAAUGAAGUAUCUUAACUUUUUAAAUCUGUCAAAGCUUUCAAUGAAUUAGGAGUAUGA